CCGGGAGAGCGCCGAGCUGCCGCUCCCCGCCGGCUGGGAGGAAGCUCGCGACUACGACGGCCGCGUCUUCUACAUCGACCACAACACGCGCCAGACGUCGUGGAUCGACCCUCGCGACCGGAUUACAAAGCCAUUGACCUUUGCUGAUUGUGUUGGGGACGAACUUCCUUUAGGAUGGGAAACUGUAUAUGAUAAACAAAUUGGAAUUUAUUACAUGGACCACAUAAAUAAGCUUACCCAGAUUGAGGAUCCCAGAGAACAGUGGAGGCGAGAGCAGGAACGGAUGUUGAAGGAAUAUUUAAUUGUAGCCCAGGAGGCUCUCAAUGCCAAGAAAGAAAUCUACCAGAUUAAGCAGCAGCGCUUCGAGCUGGCGCAGGAGGAAUACCAGCAGCUGCACAAAAUGUGCGAGGAUGACAGCCGCUCCUACGCCAGCUGUCUCCAAAGCGGCUCUCCAAUCAGUGUUUCCAAGAAUGGAACGGGAGAAGGACGUAUCAGAAAGACUUGGAAGGAAGUUUCUUGCCAACGAUUGAGAGGAAAAAUUGCCUCAAGAGAAGCCUUUUCUGGAUAUUCAACAAACACAAAGUACGACCCACACCAAAUUAAAGCGGAAAUAGCCAGUCGUCGGGAUAGGCUUUCCAGAUUAAAGCGAGAGCUGACCCAGAUGAAGCAAGAACUGCAGUACAAAGAAAAGGGGGUGGAGACCCUGCAAGAGAUUGAUCGUAAGAUGUCAAAUGCUCACACCAACUACAAACUGGAUGAGGCACAGGCUAUAAUGAGUGAGCUCCGGACCAUUAAGAAAGCCAUCUGUACAGGCGAGAAGGAGAGGCGAGAUCUGAUGCAAAGCCUGGCCAAGCUCACCGAUGGCUUCAAGAAUAGCUUUUCUCUUACCGACCCUCUGCAAGAGUUCCCUCACCAUCCAGGCGGUGGCGAUUCUUUACCUCAGCAGUUCUGCGACGCGGGGUCUCAGACCGAUGUCGUCGGAGAGUUUGUCUUUGACGAUAAAACAAGACUUGUAGACCGAGUCAGACUUAAUUGGCAGUACGAGGAAGCCAGGAAGAGAGUCUCCAAUAUCCAGCAGCAGCUGGCCCAGCUUGAUAGUGAGUCCUGGCCGGGCAUGGCCGAGGCCGACAAGGACCGGCUGCAGCUCAUCAAGGAGAAGGAAGCCCUGCUUCAAGAGCUGCAGCUCAUCAUCCAGCAGAGAAGACCGGCAGAAGAUGUGGCCCGGCUGGAGGAAGAGAGACGGCGCUUGGAGGAGGAGAUCCAGCGAGCCCGGGCCACAUCUGUGCAGGGUGCCACGGAAAGGAUUCUACUUCAGGAAAAAAGAAAUUGUCUACUUAUGCAGCUGGAAGAAGCCACCCGUUUAACUUCCUAUCUCCAGUCCCAGUUAAAAAGCCUGUCUGCCAGCACCCUGACGGUGUCCUCGGGGAGCAGCCGCGGGUCCCUGGCCUCCAGCCGGGGCUCGCUCGCCUCCAGCCGGGGUUCCUUGAGUUCCGUCAGCUUCACCGACAUCUACGGCCUGCCCCAGUACGACAAACCCGACGCCGAGUGCAGCCAGCUUCUGCGCUUUGAUCUGAUUCCCUUUGACUCCCUGGCACGAGAUGCCCCCUUCUCAGACCCUGCGGGCCCCGCGGGCUUCCACAAGCAGAGGCGCUCCCUGGAUACGCCCCAGUCCCUCGCGUCCCUGUCCUCCCGCUCCUCCCUGUCCUCCCUGUCUCCCCCGAGCUCACCGUUGGACACACCCUUCCUCCCGGCCUCUCGCGACUCGCCCUUGGCCCCAUUGGGGGACAGUUUGGAGGUGCCAGGUCUGGGUGCCCUAGACAGACUGCGGGCUCAGGCCUCUGCCCUGGGGGAUGAAGACUUGCCGGGCACGGCGUCCUUUCAGCCGCACACAUUCCCCGCUGACAGGGAAGGACCUCGCGAGCGAGGACCCCAAGUGGCUGCCGCUCCCACGGGCACAACAGUGACUCUUCGAGAAGACAGCGCCAAGAGGUUGGAGAGGAGAGCGCGCCGCGUCUCGAAGUGCCUGUCGGAUUAUUCGCUAGCGAGCGAUAGCGGGGUAUUUGAACCUCCCGCCAAAAGGACUGAAGACGCUGACGAGUCUGCCCACGGAGACGCGUGUGCUGUGGAAGGGCCCCAGAUCCACGUUGGAUUUUGGCAUGACAGUGCCAGCGAAUGUCUCCUUGUGAAUGUGCUCCAACUGAAGAACUUUGCCAGGCUGGUCGUGAAGGACGACUGCAAAAUACACAUCCGAGUCUAUUUGCCACCGCUGGACUCCGGCACACCAGACACUUACUGCUCCAAGGCUGUGGAAUUCCAGGCCCCGCUGGUAUUUAAUGACGUUUUCAGAAUCCCUGUGCACUCAAGCAUGCUGACGUUGAAGUCCCUCCAAUUAUAUGUGUGUUCAGUGAACCCGCAGCUGCAGGAGGAACUGCUGGGCAUAGCUCAAAUUAACUUGGCCGACUGUGAUGGUCCAAGUGAAAUGCAGCUGCGCUGGUACUCGGUCCAGGUGUUCACCAGCCCGGAGCCACCCAGGGCGAGGGAGAGGGAGCGGGCCGGGGAAAGCGGCACCCGGGACCCCGCGCACACUGCUGCCGCUGCCGCUGCUGCCGCUGCCACCACCACCAUUGCCACCACCACUGCCUGGAAGACGGACUCUGUGACGGUGCUGCUGGCUAGAACCACAGCCCAGCUGCAGGCAGUCGAGAGAGAGCUGGCCGAGGAGCGGGUAAAGCUAGAGUACACGGAGGAGGAGAUCCUGGAGAUGGAGCGGAAGGAAGAGCAGGCCGAGGCUGUGUCUGAGCGGAGUUGGCAGGCCGACUCGGUGGACAGUGGCUGUAGCAGCUGUGCCCAGACCAGCCCCCCGCAUCCAGAGCCCUGUUGUGUUGGUGUUGACUCCAUCCACGGACACCCGUUUGCUGGCCAGGCAGAUCCUUACAGCCCUGAGAAACGGCGGCCCCCACCUGCGAAGGUUGAUAAGGAAACCAACACAGAAGACCUCUUUCCAGAAGAAGUGGCGAGUUUUCCGAAGGAGCGGCCAGGCCGCAGGGCCCGCGGGGCGCCUUUCGCCCGGAGCAGCACCAUCGUCCGUUCACAGACUUUCUCGCCUGGGGCUCGAAGCCAGUACGUUUGCAGACUUUAUCGUAGUGACAGUGACAGCUCAACGCUGCCCCGGAAGUCCCCCUUUGUCCGAAAUACUUUGGAAAGACGAACGCUUCGCUAUAAGCAGUCCUGUAGGUCAUCCCUGGCCGAGCUCAUGGCCCGCACCUCCCUGGACCUGGAGCUGGACCUCCAGGCAUCGAGAACUCGGCAGAGGCAGCUGAACGAGGAGAUCGGCACCCUUCGCGAGCUGAGGCAGCGGUUAGAGGAUGCCCAGCUCCGAGGCCAGACCGACCUCCCACACUGGGUGCUGAGGGACGAGCGAUUCCGGAGUCUGCUGAAGGAAGCAGAGAGGCAGACAAGACAGACCAAACUUGACUUCCAUCAAGAACAGGCCGCUGAGAAGAUGCUGAAGAAGGCUUCCAAAGGGGUCUGCCAGCUGCGCGGGCAGAACCACAAAGAGCCCAUCCAAGUGCAGACCUUCAGGGAGAAGAUAGCAUUUUUUACAAGACCAAGGAUUAACAUACCUCCUCUGCCCGCCGAUGAUGUUUGAUGUAGUGCUUUGUACACAUGAAGUAUUUAUCUGCCUGUGUUAUUUUCAUGAAGUUCUUAGACUAGCUAAAUUUGUCUUUAAAAUAUUUGUGCAAAGCUAUUAAUAUACACAUUUUGUAAAAAAAAAUCAAACACAUAUAUCUAUACAUAUAUAUUUUAUAAUAGUGACGGCAACAGGGCUUGGUUUUUCCUUGUUGUGAAAUUGACAUCUCUGAAGACAAGUUAUUUUAUAAAAGAUCAACUAUCAUGUUAAGAAUGUACAGUUUUUACGCUGUUUUAUUUGACUUAAAGGCUGGAAGACAGAAACGAAGUGAGUUCAGGCAAAUUCACUGUAUUGUAAUUUAUUUAUAGUACUUUUUUUUUCCUUGAAGGAAAAUACUGACUUUAAGAUGUAUUUUAAGACUGAAAUUUUGUUCUUCGGUAUUUGUCAUGCAGUAGAAUGGAACUUUGGGGCCGGUUUUGUUUUUGACACGGAAAUGCAAACACUAUGUGCUAAGUUCGUCAGUCACUUGUACCAAGUUUGUCAUGUAUGCCUUUAUCAUGCAUAUCGUCCACUUUCACACUCUGUGUUCUGUUAAGGUCCCCCCAAGGUGGCUCAGUCGUCGUUCAUGUGUGAGAGCAUCACAGAGCUCUGUCUCCCACGUGGACUGCACGCUGAGAGCCCCUCAUUUCUGUGUUGUCGCAGCACGCAUUGUUCUGUGCUCCCCACGAGACCGAAGCAGGCCACAGAGCCCCUGGCGUCCUAGCUGUGGCCUGCCUGUCCUUAGCAGCCGUCUGCGCACACUGCCCCUGCACCACACCCCGGGCAGCCCCGCCUUUCCAGUCUGCUCCAUCUGACCAUGACCCGCCAGGAAGGUGGUGCUGGAGCUCCCGUUCUACUGCUCUGUCAUGAAGGAAAGUGAAAGGGAACUAGGAGCACACACUUUCGUGAGUCAGUGAAUCCUCUGAUAGAGACAGAUCAGCAGUUAUGACGGUUAUGCCGUAGACGUGAUGAUCUCUGAAGGCGCUUUUUAGUGGAGGGAAGCAUAUGUGGGUAACUGCAAUUACCCAGUGAGUCACUUACAGGAGAGUAUUUGAUUUAUUUGAUUGAAAUCACACCCCCCCCAAUACUGGAGUCUAUCCAUAUUUCUUAAGAAAUCAUAGAAGUAGUUCACGAGGAAAAUUUGUUCAUGUAAUAAAAAUAUACCAUUAUUCCUUUAAAAUGCCAAACGAUAUAAACAUUUUGCCUGCUACAUAUUUAUUAUAUAUAAAAUGCACUCUCCUUGAUGAGGCCUUAGAGAAGUCAGUGAGGUGGUCACACGAAAUAGAAAAGAAAACAGGAUCCUCUCCUGCUAGACUUCUCUGCCCCUCCCUUGGAAACGACCCCCUUGAAUCAACGUCUCUUUCUUCUCAGUAGUUUGCAGCCUCCCCCUUGUGUAACCUGCCUUCCUUUUUGCAUUUAUUAAAACUCAAUUUUGUAAAAGCAUUUCACUGACAUGCGACCUGUCACGGGCAAUGUAAUUUGUCAGUGGUGGUAAGACUGAACCUAUGCUUUUUCACAGUUGUCAUGUCUUGCUCUGUAUUUCUGCCUCUAGUCUUGCUUUUUUUUUUUUUUUUGGCCUACCUAAUUUCUCUGUGUACGUACCCACAACAGAGGUAAGAGACACACAAAACGUGGCUCCUUGUCAGAACUGCCCUGUUGCAGACAGCAUUGCUGGGGAGCUGAGGGCAAUGGCAGGCCCUCUCUGUGCCCCCAGCUGUUGAAACUUUGACCUCCAACCCAAACUGUCUGCCACUGGACUCCGGUGGGUGGAGGGCAAAUCAUUGCCGCCUCAGGUGCACGGCUCCCUGGGCGUGGGAGAGUCAGUCCCCUGGCCACAUGGCCCGGCUGGUGCUUUUCAGCAGCUGCCCCACGAAGCUCGCUCUCAGCGGGCUGGUAGGUUGAGGCGACUUGUCCGCCAAGCCCUGUUGAGUAGCAAUGUGGGGAGAACCCUCUGUGGCCGUGCAGAAAGCCCUCAGGCGAGGGUUUCUAAUAAAUCGCACUGCCCAGCACACGCAGCUUUCCGUUUGGAGUGCCUCCCCACCCCAGGGUUUCAAAACAUCCCAGCGGAAGCGAAGGCAGCCCCUGCUUUGGUAUCCGAGGAGCGCUUCUGGUGGCCGCCUUCCCGUGCACUUGCGCCGCCUGCCCACCUGUGUCUGCUUUGGCAGCUGAACGGGACCGCAGUCAGCAAGACAGGAAAAGCCAGACAAAUGACGGAGGGACAGGUGAUGGCUUUUGUGCUGCUCGCCAUCCCUGCUGGAAAUGGCACACGGCCAGCGACAGGCUGGGCCCCCUCGGUGGAGGACUCGGGGCACCUAACUGGCUUCUCCUUCGUGACUUGAUUUUGCGGCUUCUGGCUCCUUAAGACUGCCACGCCUGGGAAACACCCCACAUGUCAGAAAGUGAAGUCCUGUCGUCUUAGGGGUGUUUUCAUCUUCUGUUGAAAUUUGUCCACGUACCAUGCCUUGUGAUAAAGAACACUCUGCCAUGUUUCGUCAGCAGCCCUAGUCCAGGGACGUCUUUAGAAACAGUAUAAUGGGGAAAAGGGAAUUCGGCCUUCGCUUCACCUGAUCACUGAAUCGUCACCGCUGAAAUCAGUAAUCUGUUGUGGGAAUCAGUUCUAAUCAUGAUUCAUCUCUGUUUUGAUCACUGUUCUCUCUAAUUGUGUCAUUCGUAUUGUUUGAAAGUAUUUCUUCUAUAAAAUUAAACUAACCUGCCUUAAGAACAGAAUGGAAAUGUGUGACUU
This is a messenger RNA of Rhinolophus ferrumequinum (greater horseshoe bat), 6413 nucleotides long. RefSeq names its product WWC family member 3 (gene WWC3). Bases 215 to 3649 code for a protein of 1144 amino acids. Gene Ontology annotation, cellular component: cytoplasm. The record is from RefSeq and is a predicted model, not a curated record. The transcript has 24 exons. Lineage: Eukaryota; Metazoa; Chordata; Mammalia; Chiroptera; Rhinolophidae. Gene Ontology annotation, biological process: negative regulation of organ growth; regulation of DNA-templated transcription; regulation of hippo signaling. Gene Ontology annotation, molecular function: kinase binding; molecular adaptor activity.